Chara braunii is the source of this 1230-nucleotide messenger RNA. NCBI's taxonomy places the organism in Eukaryota, Viridiplantae, Streptophyta, Charophyceae, Charales, Characeae. The record is from the annotation of a GenBank genome assembly.
GGCGCGCCAGAGUUGCAGUGGUGCGCUCUUCGGGUGAUGCACAUGUGGUCUUGCGCCUCUCCUGCUGAGAGGAACAGGGCACACACUGCACGACGGGCGGCGGACCGUGCGGAGAGGGAGAUGCUGGGGGGAGAGGAGGAGUUAUGGGGCCCGUUCGGGGAGGUCGCUUCCACGGGCGGCCCAGAGGCGCAGGCGACGACCCCCACUCCGACGAGGCGGGAGUCCAUGCCGCCACCUCCUGCUCCGAGUCCUGCACCACCAUCGCCCGUCUCGCCACUUCAGCCGGCCACGGCAACAGCGGACAGGGAGGAGUUGGGGUCCUUUUUGCCUCAGCGCGGACUUCUCCACAGAGGCGGGGCAGUCCGCCAGCUGAGGUUACGUUCACCUUCCCCGGGGAUAUUGCAGGAGGAGGGGGCACCAUCGGCAACAGCAGUGGAGGGGCAGGUGGCACCAGCGGCGGUGGCGGACGCAACGAUCGCAGCUGAGGUUGACGAGAUAGCAGCAGCAGCAGCAGUGCUGAAGGAGAUGGCAGCAUCACUGCUGGCGGAGGAGGCACCGGCGGCAGGAGGAGCAACAACAGUGGAGGGAGGGAGGCGCUGCACUUGGAGAGAGUUCGGGGCGGAGGGGUUGGGGAUGCCUCAUGGAUCCCGCCGUGAGCAGACCGUUGCAGAGGCUAGUGCGAGGGUUGUUGUGCUGAGGAAGGGAGGAUGCCCAGUCACCAUCGAGGAGGAUGAUCCUGAUACGAAUGCGGCUGUGCGGGAGGCAGACGAGGACUAUGAGGGCAGAGAGGACGGAGAGGAGGAAAGCAGGAGCGGUUCUGAUGGUGAUGACGACGACGACUACGAUGAGCCCCAACCUCCCCCAGGACCCCCACCGACGCGUUGUCGACCGGUACAAGGGAUCUGCCAGCCUCCAACACCUGUCUCUUAUACACAUCUAGAUGUGUAUAAGAGACAGAUCCUGAUACGAAUGCGGCUGUGCGGGAGGCAGACGAGGACUAUGAGGGCAGAGAGGACGGAGAGGAGGAAAGCAGGAGCGGUUCUGAUGGUGAUGACGACGACGACUACGAUGAGCCCCAACCUCCCCCAGGACCCCCACCGACGCGUUGUCGACCGGUACAAGGGAUCUGCCAGCCUCCAACACAAACCCUGUAUCUCGCGCCGUGUCUGUCACCCACGGGAGGGUUGGUCGGGGCUCCUGUAACCUGCACAAUCAACGUCAAUACACAUC